Rhipicephalus sanguineus (brown dog tick) is the source of this 3499-nucleotide messenger RNA. Its product is annotated as protein ILRUN. The transcript is spliced from 6 exons. Gene Ontology annotation, biological process: macroautophagy. Lineage: Eukaryota; Metazoa; Arthropoda; Arachnida; Ixodida; Ixodidae. Gene Ontology annotation, molecular function: ubiquitin binding. The record is from RefSeq and is a predicted model, not a curated record. Gene Ontology annotation, cellular component: phagophore assembly site. The coding region runs from base 165 to 1034 and encodes 289 amino acids.
GCACCGGUCACUACGUCAUCAUUCGCUUGCACCGUCAUGGCGUCUGUCUGUGUUUAUGAGCGGAUGAUAUGCGGUUGACGAAAGUGCUUUCGAGUAGUCGAUCGCAACGGCGUGGGAAAACGACGAACUGUUCUUGAUGGGUAGUUCUCAAAUCGCACGCAGCGAUGGAUAUUGACAGUGAUUUGGACCUUAAUUUGCUGCAGCAGUUUAGCUGCCUAGGAACGACCGACCGUGAUGUUUUAAUUUGCCAACUUCAGAAGGUACUCGGGUACCAGCUCAACACCACAGAAUGCGCGUUCUUUCUGGACAUGAACAAUUGGAACCUGCAGGCAGCUGUGUGCUCCUAUUUUGAUAUCGACACCCCCAAGGAGAACGGACCCUCCAUGACCCUCAUAAAGGAUGUUACCAUUGGCGAUGGGGAGGCUGUGCCUCCGAAUACGAGGUUUGUCAAGACCUGGAGGAUACAGAACACAGGGGACACUGACUGGCCGCCUGCGUGUUCGCUCAAGUUUGUUGGCGGCGACCACCUAGGACACAUGAACAGAGUGAGUGUGGAGAGUCUGAGGCCAGGCCACACAACAGACAUUUCUGUGGAAAUGUCAAGUCCUGGAAAGCCGGGAGUCUACCAGGGUCAGUGGCGGAUGUGCACGAUGGGAGGCCAAAUGUUUGGCGAGGUCAUCUGGGCCAUCCUGACAGUGGCUGAAGGGGGUCUGCUGGCGGUCACCCAACAGAUGGAGGCCUUCCACCAGCUAGGCUCCCCCACACACAACAGUGUUCCCUGCCCCACGGCCGCCAAUCCCUUCGCAUCGCCCAAAGCUGCAGAGUUGCCCACAGCAUGUGAACAGUCACCCUCUCCAUACUCGGGCUUUCCUGUCACCCGCAUUGACUGCCCUGCCGUCUGUGAUGUGCAGAACAGUAGUGAACCUCAUUCUCCCAUGCAGUCCGGCAUCCAUGAUCCGGACAUCCCUGGCGAGACAGUGAUCCAGUGCCCGCCUCCCACUUAUGAGCACGGCCAGGAUGAAAUGAUGUCCUGAGAGAAUGCCUCCAUGGUUGUUGUCAUCUUCUUCUGCGUCCACGUCCCUAACCUUUUCUUGGCCGCCGAGGGGCACCGGAAGAUGUGUGCCGUCACGAGUGUGUGCAUUUUUUGUGUGUGUGAAGCCCCGAUAUGGCGCGUGCUUGUUUGGCUUCCCAUGUGCGUGUGUGUCUGUAGACUUUGAACUGGUAGGCGACUGAGUGCAUGGCCGUCUCUCUCUCUCUCUUUUUUUAAAUUUCUUUUUCUAAUUCUAGUGACAGCGGUAUUCAGUACUCUGGGCUAACUGCUGUGUGGCUUUGUUGGUUUGGGCGUGAAAAGCUACGAAUGUAUCAUUACACUAUGGUUUUGACGUGGAGUGCGGUAUUGGGCUGUCUGCGCCAAGCCGUGAUAACUUUAACGAUGAAGAUUGAUCAAAUCCUCCUAGUACACUGCAUGAGGCCAGGGCUCCUUGAAGUGUUGGAAAUGAUCCUUUGCCACUGUUUCAUUGAUGGCAGUGGUAGAGUCAGGCUUGCUCCACACAGCCACAUGACGCUCUGUUGCAUCUUCAUCAUGAAGCGUUUUCUUGUCUGUUCCUUCUCAGAAAUGACACGCCGCUGACAUUGGCUGAUGCCGUUAACAUUGCUGGCAUCCUAUUUUUGAACAUAAAGUGCUGAGAAAACACUCUCGUGACAGAUGCCAGUGCUGCGAUCUUAAUGGCUGUGUUUAUCAGGCCUCAGUUUAAAGGGCUGAUGUGCAAAUUAACGUGAGGUAAUGGAUAGGAUGUCCUUCAAGUAUUUGCACCAAGUCUGUGUUAAUGCUGCUAUUGAUGCACAGUGGUUGACUUAGCUUGAGAAGCUAGCACAUAUAGAAAGUUAUGUACUGCAAGUAAAGCAUCAUUGAAGAUGUGGCCAGUACUAGCUAUGUAACAUUGAGCAUGUACUCUUCGUCCAUUGAAUAGGCAUGGAGGCACUUGGCCUAAUUCAAGAGUUUGAAAGCUCAAAGUUUAUGUGUAGCACAGCAAAACUUCAAAAACGAGUGUAUAAUUUUGUCCCUGUGGUCAGUGCAGCCGGACUUCAGCUGCAGUCUAGCCUUUUGGUAUUCUGGUGUUUUGGUAUGUAACUUCGGUGUCACGAUCAAUUCAGAUAGUUUGCCAUGUCCGCUUAGGCUGCGCUCUCUUCAAGUGGUGAGGCGAUUGCGUUCGCAGCUUUGUGCUGACAGCCGUGACUUCUGUUGUGUUUUGCGUAUGAGCCCAUUUUUCCUGAGCACGUGAGUGCAAGUGUUCUUGUACAGCAAAAACUGAUUUUGAGGCUUGUAGAGACAGCAGCAGUGAUUGCCAGGGCAAGCUGAUUGGUUUGCUUCAAUGUAAUUUUUGUUUCGCUCUGCAGUGGGGACGGGAAGAAGUGCAAAUGUACGCCAGUUGAAUGAUAUUUCAUGUUUGCGUUACUGGAUACUUACCUUUGUCUCAUUCUGAAAUGGUCUAAAGAUUGAACCGCUCUAUGCCGUUUCCUGUGACAUGUGGUGCUGGCUGUGCUAUACAGUGACCAUCUCACUUUUUGUUUUUUCUGUCAGUUCAAGACACUGAGUACUGGAACAAAAUGUUGGCUUAGAAACUUUUGGACUCUACUUGGUACAACCUGAUCCUACGGGGAAGUUUUUCUGUGAUUUGUUUUGGUACUUUGUUUUCAAUCGUACACAUCUUUUUAAUACGCUGCUGUCAUUACUUAGUUUUGUUUCCAUUGGUCGAGGGAAAAAUUCCUCCCCAGUUGCCUUUCUUUAGCUUGGUAACGUUAAUUUUUAGCAGACAGCUGGACAUAUGGUCAGAAACAGCUGGCAAAAGUGUGGCCAGUGACAGCGCUCAAUUCAAGUUCAGAGUAUGUUAGCGUACUCUUCGUUCAUCGCCUGGAGGCACGGGCGCAGCAUGCGUCUUGCAGAGCGAACCCGAGUUGCACGUCCAGAAGGAUGCCGUCUUCACCGGCCCAUUUCUUGUCGCCCGCUGAGCGUUUUUGUGCAAAACUUGUGCAUGUUUUUUUUAUUAGUUUUUCUGUCCCACAUGUGAAAACAGAGUUAUAUGAAAUAGAUUUAUAUUUUAGAUUUCUGUUGCCUUCAUUUUUUGCAAAUAUUGUUGUGAAUAUUGACCGCACACAACGUAGUAGUCUGUUGCAAAAAGGCCUCGAAAGUGUAGUUCUCUGCUUGCGGUCCAGUGGACUACCCAGUAGUUGUGCAGUGCACAUAGUGUUUAUAUGCCAUCCUGAACUCUUAUUCUUCCUCCUGGAGAGUAUGCAGCUGUUGUAGUUUGUGAGUAGCUGUACUUCUAGGGUUUGACACGAACAAGGACAUUUUGUAUUAUGGAUGCCUGUUUCUUUCCCAUUCCCCCACUAGGGUACUACAUGUCAAUAACCUUUCAUGCUGCAGGAAACGUCUUUGCGAAGAGUUUUCUGGAAAGUGGAAAUAUCAUUUGGUUUUUAUAAAACUGAUUGCAACAGCCAA